Molecule: messenger RNA, 294 nt
Organism: Echinostoma caproni
Lineage: Eukaryota; Metazoa; Platyhelminthes; Trematoda; Plagiorchiida; Echinostomatidae
Source: the annotation of a GenBank genome assembly
AUGCUGAAUUGGCCGCGAGACUUCUUCAUCGACCGUAACUUCUGCGUCUGUGUUGGCAAAUCGCUAUCUGCGUGGUAUUGCGCUCCCAGUGGGGUUCCCCAAGGCUCGUUUCUUGGUUCAUUACUAUUUGUGGUUUAUGUGAACGAUCUGCCCGGUCAACCAUUCAAUCCAUCCCUCAUGUAUGCAGAUGGUGUCAAAAUGUGGUGUACAAUCGAGGGUGCGAAUGAUCGAAAUUCUCUUCAAGUUGAUUUGAACAACCUGGCUCAGUUGGCGGACGCCUGGUUCUUCCACUGA